GGCGGUGCUCGAGUCUGGAUGCGGGAAGGCAGCCAACGCUUCUGACAGCAAUACGAAAAGACACUUUAUCCUAGAAGGCUCACCGGUCUGUUUGAUUGAGCCUGGAGCCUUAUGCCAUGCACUCCUUUUCGUCGCGCCUCGCUAGUGGUGGCUGAGGUUGAGUAUUGCCCAUCAUAUGAAGGAUGACUUCGCAGACGAAGCCGCGCACCACACGCAAGCGCGCAAUCAAUCUCCGCUUCCAUUACCUACCCGGCAUAUCAUCUUCCAUCUCGUCAUACUCCUCUGUCACUGUCACGUGGUCCUCUAAAUGGGUCUCCGCAAAUGGCUUGGCCGACCUAUGAGAGGCCACCAUCUUGGUGUUGAAGAUUUGACCAGAGGUGACGAGGGCGUUCCCGCUACAAAGCGUCGUCGAUGGGCACUUCAGACAAUCGAUUCGGCCCCAUUUCAGGCCUGGGUCGUCGUCGUGGCAGGCAUUGGCUUCUUGACAGACUCCUUCGCUCUCUUCUGUCUGAAUGUCGUCACACCAAUGAUCGGUUAUGUCUACUGGUCACACAACAAGGACAGCGAUGGCACGCCGCAACUUCCAGCUUCGGUAAAAACUGCGUUGAUGUGUUCAACCCUCGCCGGAACUAUGUUCGGACAGAUCGCUUUUGGUGUCGCUGCCGAUCAACUUGGCCGCAGAAAAAUGUACGGGCUCGAGCUCGUUAUUGUCAUCGCGGGAACGUUCCUGAUGAUCAUGAGCUCAAACGGCGAAAAGAACAGUAUGUCCGUAGGCGGAUGGCUCAUCGCAUGGCGGACCAUAAUGGGCCUGGGAAUCGGCGCGGACUAUCCUCUCUCUGCUGUUAUUACGGCUGAGUUUGCUCCAAGGAAGCAUCGCGCCCGUAUGCUUAGUUGGGUCUUCUUUGCGCAACCCAUCGGCCAGCUCCUAGCUAACGUACUCUCCCUCGCGGCCGUUGAAGGAUUCAAAUCCCAGAUUACCACGCUGAAUCCGGCAUGUGCUGACGGUGACGAAGGCCUGCGAUGUUUCAAGGCCAUCGACCGGUUAUGGAGGAUCGUGGUGGGAAUAGGUAUGAUCCCAGCAAUCAUUGCUCUUGCUUUCCGCUUCACGAUUCCCGAAUCUCCUCGAUAUAAGCUCGACAUCUUGCGCAAUGUCCACACGGUGUUUGAAGAUACGAAGGACUAUUUUGGGGGGCCCGAAGUAGAUGCAGAGGGUGGUGAACUGGAAACAAUGCCCACCAGCCCAAACAUAGAUGACCAAGAUCUCUCUCGAGUCUCGACGUCGUCUGAGAUCGCUCUGGAUGAGGUAGUAGGUAGUGACAGUGAAUCCGAGCGGAGGCCCAGUUCCGUCCACCAACGUCCAACAUCGUUUCACCACAUCCAGUUACCACCGGGUGACCCGAGUUAUGUCCCCCCGCUUGCCUCUUGGGCAGACGCGAAAGACUUCUUCAUUGUUCAGGGAAAUUGGCAAUAUCUUCUUGGCACUUCUCUCUCAUGGCUGUUUUUGGACUUCGCAUUCUACGGUUUGGGUCUUUCUUCUCCCGAUAUCGUCCGUCAUAUCUGGCAAAAUCCUGGGUCAGACAAAUCAGCAUCAUCUGUCUUUGAUGCUCUGCGCGAUAACAGUCUACACACCCUCAUCAUGGUCUCUAUCGGCGCGGUGAUUGGUGGCGCUGCGAUGAUCAAGGUCAUUCGGUACGCGAGUCCCAAGGUGAUCCAAUUCUGGGGGUUCCUGGUUCUGUUCCUACUCUUCAUCGUCACCGGCAGCGCGUGGACCAAGCUCCUUGACAGUAGUCGCUCCGGAUUGAUCGUUCUCUACGUUUUGUCGCAGAUUGCGUUCAACCUCGGACCCAAUGUCACGACGUUCAUAAUUCCUGCUGAGAUAUUUCCGACUCGUUACCGCUGCACUGCGCACGGCAUUGCAGCAGCAUCUGGCAAGCUUGGCUCUUGGCUUGUGCAGAUUUUCCUCGCCUAUGCUUUCAAAUCAAAUUCACAGGAAGAACGAUACGACUGGGAACGCCAAAACUUCGGACACGUGCUGCAAGUCAUGUCAGCCUUCAUGGUCGCGGGAGCGAUCGUCACGUAUUUCCUGGUCCCGGAGACCAGGGACCAUGAUGGCAAGAGUCGGACCUUGGAGGUUUUGGCAGGCGGGAAGAAGGUACUGGAUGAGCUAAACAAGCAAAGGGCGCAAGAGGAGGACUGAUCGUUUCCAGCAUACGUCGUUGGCUGCAAUAGCGAGUACUGAUC
This is a messenger RNA of Paraphaeosphaeria sporulosa, 2241 nucleotides long. RefSeq names its product MFS general substrate transporter. Bases 308 to 2197 code for a protein of 629 amino acids. Gene Ontology annotation, cellular component: membrane. The transcript has 5 exons. The record is from RefSeq and is a predicted model, not a curated record. Gene Ontology annotation, biological process: transmembrane transport. Gene Ontology annotation, molecular function: transmembrane transporter activity. Lineage: Eukaryota; Fungi; Ascomycota; Dothideomycetes; Pleosporales; Didymosphaeriaceae.